Pediculus humanus corporis (human body louse) is the source of this 555-nucleotide messenger RNA. Its product is annotated as rap1 and, putative. Gene Ontology annotation, molecular function: GTP binding; GDP binding; GTPase activity. The record is from RefSeq and is a predicted model, not a curated record. Bases 1 to 555 code for a protein of 184 amino acids. The transcript is spliced from 4 exons. Gene Ontology annotation, biological process: negative regulation of synaptic vesicle exocytosis; cellular response to cAMP; Rap protein signal transduction. Gene Ontology annotation, cellular component: plasma membrane. NCBI's taxonomy places the organism in Eukaryota, Metazoa, Arthropoda, Insecta, Psocodea, Pediculidae.
AUGAGAGAAUAUAAAAUUGUGGUGCUGGGUAGUGGAGGAGUUGGUAAAUCCGCCCUCACCGUUCAAUUCGUACAGGGAAUAUUUGUAGAAAAAUAUGAUCCGACAAUUGAAGACAGCUAUAGAAAGCAGGUGGAAGUCGAUGGUCAGCAGUGCAUGCUUGAAAUAUUAGAUACUGCUGGAACAGAACAAUUUACUGCUAUGAGAGACUUAUACAUGAAAAAUGGUCAAGGUUUUAUACUUGUAUACUCAAUAACAGCCCAGUCGACGUUUAAUGAUUUACAAGAUCUUAGAGAACAGAUAUUAAGAGUUAAGGAUACGGACGAUGUACCCAUGGUACUCGUCGGUAACAAGUGUGAUUUGGAAGAAGAAAGAGUCGUCGGGAAAGAUAAUGGUAUAAAUUUAGCUCGUCAGUUUAAUUGCGCUUUUAUGGAAACAUCUGCCAAAGCUAAAAUCAAUGUAAUCGAUAUAUUUUACGAUUUAGUAAGACAGGUCAAUAAAAAAUCACCUGAAAAAAAAAUGAAACAAAAAAAGAAAUCCUUAUGUGUACUCCUAUAA